CACAUGUCUCGGUCCACCCUUCAGACUUCGAGCCUGUUCGGAGUCCGGGGUACGAACCGGGGGCCUCUCACCAUUCUCCGACCGAGCGCUCUUUAUCCGAGGCACCGGUCCCGUUUACGCAAAUGUCCAAGACGGACAAGAAGAAGAGGAUCUCCGAUGCAUUGGAGAUCCUAUGUACUCAAACGGACCGGGACCAUAUCAAUGAGGUCAACCCAAGGAAUGAGUCGAGUGAGCUCUUCCGCUCUUGGAUGGACUUUUCCAUCCGGAUGACCAAGGUAGCCGAAGACCGGCUCGCCCUGGUGCAAGAGGUCUCGGACCUGAAGCAGGCGGCUCGGUCGCACUUUGAUGAAGUGUACCAGGCCAAGGAGGCCAAACGGAUUGCCGAGCUGCGCUUGGAGGAGGCCAACAAAAAGAUCGAGGACGGCGAGGCGACCUGGAACCAAGAGAAGGAGGAUUGGCAGAUCGAAAGGACCAACCUCUCUCUUGCCAAGGAAAACGCCGAGUCCGCCAAAGCUACGGCCGAGACCAAGCAAGCUCAGGCCGAGAAAGAUCUGGAGGAGGUCCGGCUCAAACUUUCAACAACCGAGGCUCAACUGAAGAAGCCCAAGCGGCCGUUUCUCGCUCUCAGGAGGAGUGGUUCCAAGCUUGGCAGAAGUCGGAUGACUGUACCGAUUUCUGUGCCGACGUGGGCCAGUCUUCCCAUAAGAUGGGCGAGGACGAGGCGCUUGGAGCUGGCCGAUGCCGAGGCAGCUGAGAUCAAAGCCGGGAUGCCCGAAGAGCUGAGCUCGGACAGCGACUCUGACUCCGAUGAUGGAGAGGAAGAUGCGGGGAGCACCGAGCCACCUCCACCAGAGCAACCUGCGGCCGAGCAGCCUGCCACUGGUCCUUCUACUUAG
Beta vulgaris subsp. vulgaris (sugar beet) is the source of this 896-nucleotide messenger RNA. RefSeq lists its product as uncharacterized. Lineage: Eukaryota; Viridiplantae; Streptophyta; Magnoliopsida; Caryophyllales; Amaranthaceae. The coding region runs from base 123 to 896 and encodes 257 amino acids. The record is from RefSeq and is a predicted model, not a curated record. The transcript has 3 exons.